Sinocyclocheilus rhinocerous is the source of this 2001-nucleotide messenger RNA. RefSeq names its product complement component 1, q subcomponent-like 1-like (gene c1ql1l). Gene Ontology annotation, molecular function: protein binding. NCBI's taxonomy places the organism in Eukaryota, Metazoa, Chordata, Actinopteri, Cypriniformes, Cyprinidae. Bases 186 to 1007 code for a protein of 273 amino acids. The transcript is spliced from 3 exons. The record is from RefSeq and is a predicted model, not a curated record.
UGCCGUGGGGAAGCCGGAGUUGCGCUGACUUGCAUGCGCUUUGGAUCAAAAUACAGUACCUCCUGAAUGAACAAAUAUAAUAGGUCAAUAUUCCGGCUUGCAGCGAGAGCUCCGUGCUGGCGGCCCAGCCGCUUUCCCACUUCAGCCUGGGACGUAAGACCCUGCUGGGGGCUGGCGUGGCCGUCAUGUUGCUCUUAGUGCUGGUGGUCCUCAUUCCUAUUCUGGUUCAUCUGGCGGGCAGCAGUGAAAACGGAGGUCAGUACGAGAUGCUGGGCACUUGCCAAAUGGUCUGCGAUCCGUUCUUGGAAAAAACUGGCACUAUGGCUGGUAUCGGUACGGGCACAGCAAUCACUAAUACGCAGUUGGAAGCUGAGGCGCUGACUGAUCAUAGCAUGGGACCCCCAUUGCCCACUUACGCCCAUGGACCGCAGGGCAAACCCGGCCGCCAAGGAAAACCAGGGCUACCAGGACCUCCAGGACCACCUGGAGAGCCAGGUCCUCCAGGACCAAUGGGGCCACCGGGAAAUAAAAACCACACAGAACGACCGGACAUCUUUGCUCUGAGUGGAAGAACAGCUACUGGAAUGGGGACAGCUGUCUAUACCAUGGGACCCCGUGUGGCCUUUUACGCAGGUUUGCGAAACCCACAGGAGGGCUAUGAGGUUCUGAGGUUUGACGACAUAGUUACAAACAUUGGGAAUAACUACGAUGGAUCGACUGGGAAAUUUGUGUGCAAGGUUCCAGGGACGUACUUCUUCACAUACAAUGUCCUCAUGAGAGGAGGAGAUGGAACCAGUAUGUGGGCGGAUCUCCUGAAAAAUGGACAGGUGAGAGCCAGUGCCAUCGCUCAGGAUCAGGAUCAGAGUUAUGACUACGCCUCAAACACCGUCAUCCUGCACCUCGACCCCGGGGACGAGAUCUUCAUCAAGCUGGACGGUGGGAAAGCGCACGGCGGGAACAGCAACAAAUACAGCACUUUCACUGGCUUCAUUCUGUACAGUGACUAGAGGUCAAAAGGUCAUCGAGUUCAGUCUCAGUCUGUAGGUAAGAGAUGUUAGGGGGUCUUCAUUGAUUUAGGUUGUAAAUCUGAUGUUUAUAACACCCCUGACAUGUUUAGGAUUGCUUAUUUUUCUUUGUCAUUUCUGUUUUACCUCUACGGUUUUGUUUGCUGCAGGGUAUUUUCACCUGAAAUUCAACAGCUAUACACUCACAAGUGAGUCACAAAACACAAGAUAAUUUGUUUAAAGGGUCAAAUGAUUCAUUAUGCCCCCCUGAAGGGAAUGGCCCUAUAUGUUUUGUUGUAGUAGUCAUGUGGUUUUAAAGCCUGGAUCCAACGAGAACACAACAGGAAGUGGUUUUCGAUUCUUGAAUCUGCCCAAAAACCUUCAACAGACACACAUGAAAUCAACCAGAAUGAGAGAGCCGGGCUUCAGGGUUUCAUCAGAGUCAUAAUUGAUCGAAAGCCCAGUCAAGUGAGUGCUGAUAUUUCAUUAUGAUGUUGUCUUAGUGUGUAUGAUCAAUCUGUGAAUCUGCACUGAUGUUUAUCAGUGUCUCCGACAUAAUGUGAAGUGAAUGACCUUAAACGAUACCCUAAAAUCUUAAUGAGUGUAUGCCCCUGCCUUUGACUGCUGUAAAUUACACCUUGUCCCUGAGAGUCUGUUGUAAAUCAUAGUAGUUCAUCUGUUUGUGAUUGCUGUGUGGAUGUGGAAGUACUAACACAAAUAAAGCUAAGCUUUCAUUUCAGCUUAUAGCUAAAGCUAUACCCGUUCAUUGUUGUUUUUACCAAUGAAUUAUGAAGUAUGUGGCUUUCUUAGCUAAUAUUACCAUUAAAAUAAAUCUUAGCCCACUAAAAGUAACCACUUAACAAAGGAGAUCUAUAAUACAUUGUAACUGUAACAGUGAUACUGGUUUAUGAUGAUGACGACCACUAUCUUAAAUGAUGUCCUGCAUAUAUCGCAAUAGUCAUGACCUGUAAAAUGUGUCUAAAUAUCUAAAUGUAAC